AUGCUGGCCAUCGCCAUUCCUUUAAUCCCUCUCCUCCUUACCCACACCGUACGUGCGGCUUCCGUCGUUCUGUCCUACAACGACUGGAACUCUGUUGGAUGCUAUGAGGACGACGUCGGUGCUCGAGUGCUCCCUCACGCACAGGCAGUCUCUGGCGGGAUGACUGUCGAGAAAUGUCUGGAUGCUUGUCACACCAGCGGAUACGCCUUUGCCGGACUUGAGUGGAGCCAGGAGUGCUUUUGUGGCUCCGUUCUUCCUCCUACACCUGCUACAGAUGGUCGUUGCAACAUGCCUUGCCAGGGUGACGAUAAUGAAAUCUGUGGUGGUGGUCUUGGCCUUACGGUAUAUCAAUACAACGGCUCCGGUCCCUUUCCCCCCUCUGGCCCAUCCAACCUCGCAUCCUACAGCGGCUAUGCGUAUGACAAUUGCUACGUCGACUCAGUAGCCAACAGAGUCUUGCCUCACCAAUUGGGCGUCUCCGGCGGUAUGACCAUUGAAAAGUGUAUCGACACUUGCAAAGGUGCUGGAUAUGCGUAUGCUGGUGUAGAGUAUGCCCACGAGUGCUUCUGUGGCGACGUAGCACCAACGCAAGUAGCGGACGAUGGCCGAUGCAACAUGGUAUGCGAAGGUAACAACAGCGAAAUUUGUGGUGGUGGAAAUGGUCUCAGCGUCUACACUGGCACGCCUUUGCCCCCAUCCAACCCGAGUAGUCUUUCUAACCUUGCGACGUACAAGACGUGGGAGUAUGACACCUGCUAUGUGGACUCGGUCGUGAAUCGAGCGCUCCCCGUUGGCGUCGCCGUCUCUGGCCCGAUGACCAUCGAAAAGUGCUUGGACGCCUGUCAUGACGCUGGCUACGGCUACGCCGGUCUCGAGUAUGCAAACGAGUGCUAUUGUGGUGAUACUCCUCCGACAGAAAUAGCUAAUGAUGGUCGCUGUAAUAUGGCGUGCGCCGGAAACGCCAACGAGCUCUGCGGCGGUGGCAAUGGCCUGAGCGUGUACCAAUCGACCACUUCUGUCACGCCUCCGGAACCGAUCGACUCUUACGGUGGAAGGUCGUUUGCUGGCUGCUACAAGGACGCUGUCGACGCCCGAGUGCUUCCAAACCGAGUUGCCUUGGAGCACGGUAGCGAUCAAACAAUCGAGACUUGUAUCGACGCUUGCAAUGCUCUCGGAUACGUCUACGCAGGGCUCGAGUACGCAAACGAGUGCUGGUGUGGAAACGUCAAGCCCGAAGAUCGUGCCACAGAUGGCAGAUGCAACAUGGCGUGUGCUGGUAAUCAUCAGGAGCGUUGCGGAGGACCUAAUGGACUCGAUGUCUACGAGACCUCAACUGGCGCCACUCAAACUGAAAGCGCUACUCAGACAGAGAGUGCAUCGGAAACCGAGAGUGCAUCCUCUACUGCCACUGAGGUUGCAACGGAAACCGAAAGUUCAUUCUCAACUGCCACAGAAAGCUCCAGCCAGACCGAGAGUGCAUCGGAAACCGAGAGUGCAUCCUCUACUGCCACUGAGGUUGCAACGGAAACCGAAAGUUCAUUCUCAACUGCCACAGAAAGCUCCAGCCAGACUGAGAGUGCAUCGGAAACCGAGAGUGCAUCAGAAACCGAGAGUGCAUCGUCAACUGCGACCGAAAGUGCUUCAGAAACCGAGAGUGCGUCUUCGACUGCCACCGAGAGUGCAUCGGAAACCGAGAGUGCAUCCUCAACUGCCACAGAGAGCGCUUCCGAAAUCGAGAGCACUUCCUCAACUGCCACGGAAAGCGCUAGCCAGACCGAGAGUGCAUCCUCGACUGCGACCGACACCCCUUCAGAAACCGAGAGUGCAUCGUCCACCGCGACUGAAAGCGCCAGCCAGACUGAUAGUGCAACCGAAACCGAAAGUGCAUCCUCGACUGCCACCGAAAGCGCGUCCUCAACUGCCACCGAGAGUGUAUCGGAAACCGAGAGUGCAUCGUCGACUGCGACCGAAAGUGCUUCAGAAACCGAGAGUGCGUCCUCGACUGCCACCGAAAGUGCUUCAGAAACCGAAAGUGCAUCGUCGACUGCCACCGAAAGUGCUUCAGAAACCGAGAGUGCAUCGGAAACCGAGAGUGCAUCCUCAACUGCCACAGAGAGCGCUUCAGAAACCGAGAGUGCGUCCUCGACUGCCACUGAGAGUGCAUCGGAAACCGAGAGUGCAUCGUCGACUGCGACCGAAAGUGCUUCAGAAACCGAGAGUGCAUCGUCCACCGCGACUGAAAGCGCCAGCCAGACCGAUAGUGCAACCGAAACCGAAAGUGUAUCCUCGACUGCCACCGAAAGCGCAUCGGAAACCGAGAGCGCGUCCUCAACUACCACAGAAAGCGCCAGUCAGACGGAGAGUGCCUCAGAAACCGAGAGUGCGUCCUCGACUGCCACAGAAAGUGCUUCAGAAACCGAAAGUGCAUCGUCGACUGCGACCGAAAGUGCUUCAGAAACCGAGAGUGCGUCCUCGACUGUCACCGAGGGUGCAUCGGAAACCGGGAGUGCAUCCUCAACUGCCACAGAGAGCGCUUCGGAAACCGAAAGUGUAUCAUCCACUGCGACAGAGAGCGCUUCAGAAACCGAGAGCGCGUCCUCAACUGCUACAGAAAGUGCCAGUCAGACCGACAGUGCGUCAGAAACCGAGAGUGCCUCUUCGACAGCAAGCCCUACCGAGACCACGGUUGUCACAGAUUUUACAACUACGACGGCAGUUAUCGGUACUUUCACGACAGCUACCACUAUUGCUACCGUAGUUGAGGGAACUGGAUCGUAUGCAGAGACGAUUACGACGACCACGGAUGUUGUUGUACCAGCGACGUAUACGACCACAAUUGUCGCACCAUUGACGAUCACUACAACCACGGUUGUCCCAUACACGACCACGACCGUUGUAAUCAAUGGCGUGACACUGACGAGCACAAUCGCCACUCCAGUCGUCGGUAGCACGACUGUUGUUGUGCCUAUUGUUGGAUCUACGACACAGGCAGUUCCUCUGACCGGCUCGACAACCGUGCCCAUCCCACUAACCCGUUCGACAACCAACUAUUUCCCGGUCACAACGACGACGCCGGCUACCGUACCCGUCACAACAACCUCCUUGUCGACGAAGACCUUCACCUACACGAGCAGCGUCAUAUCCAGCUUUACCGUCUAUGACGUUAACACUAAUCCACGCACUCCCAUCACCCUGCGCACGAGUACUAUUCUCACCACUCUCUUCGCGCCAGUUACGACGACAAGUACGCAAGCAAUUCCCUUCACCACGAGUGUUGCAACUGUCAGACCUCUCACGCUCACGGCGAGUGAUAUUGGCUACUUUACCACGACGUCUUCGUCUAUCCAAGCGGUCCCAACCACGUCCGUUGCCGUCAACACUUUCCCAACCGUCUCGAGUAAUGUUGCAGCCGUCACCGCUACAUCAACCUAUUAUGUCCCGUACACGUCAGAGACGAGUGACUUCCUUCCAGUCCAGACGUCUUCCGUCAAUGUUGGAUCGUACACCUCGUCUUCCGUCGACAUUGAGCCCGUUGCAGGUUCUACCACGGUUGUGACCGAGUAUACGACGACCUCGAUUGGAUAUACUCCCUACACGACUACAGCGUACGACACCCAGGUGACGACGUUUGUGGCUGCCGUCCCCACGCCUAUCACCGUCACCACUACCUUUAUCACCCGCAUAGAUGAUGUGCAACCCACGGACACCUAG
Serendipita indica DSM 11827 is the source of this 3711-nucleotide messenger RNA. The record is from the annotation of a GenBank genome assembly. NCBI's taxonomy places the organism in Eukaryota, Fungi, Basidiomycota, Agaricomycetes, Sebacinales, Serendipitaceae.